AUGAGCGACGCUCGCCCACGUUCCUGGCACAUUGUCGAGACGCGCGCCGUCGUGACGCGGAAGGCGCCCGAGGGCGCCACGUACCUCAACAACUACCGCGUGCUGCAUACGCUGGGUCAGGGACGAUUCGGCAAGGUGAAGCUCUGCGAGCGGCUCGCCGAGACCAGCAGUGCCAGCGACUCUUCGUCGUUCGCAACCGACGAUCAGACUGUGCGUACAACUGCUGAAGAUGGCGACGAAGCUGCGGCGACUUUGCCUCGUCCAGAGACGUUUGCAAGGCCCGCAGUGCGUCAGUUUGCACUCAAGAUCUACUCCAAGACGAUGCUGCGUCGACGGAAGGGGUACUGUGCCGAGCCUGCUGGGGAUCAGCUCCGAGACGGACGAGAGUGUGGUGCAAGUGAAGAUGCAGUGCCUGUGAGGCUGCGAGUGGUCACAGCGCUGGAUCGAGUGCGCGACGAGAUUUCGAUCAUGCGGUCGCUGUACCAUCGCAACGUUGUGCUCCUGUUUGAAGUCAUUGAGGCCGACGGGAGCGACAAAGUGUACUUGGUGCUUGAGUACAUGGCGGGCGGGCCGUGCAUGGUCUAUCGACCAGCGACCAAGGACUUUUGUAGCCCUGUCACGGGCAGUGCGCUGUCGGAAGAGCUGGCGCGGAGCCACAUGUCUGACCUUUUGCUUGGUCUGCAGUACUUGCACGAACGGCGUAUUUGUCAUCGAGACAUUAAGCCGGACAACGUUUUGCUGAACGGAUCGGGGCGGUGCCACAUUAGUGAUUUCGGAUGUGCAAGAGCGCUCGGAGACAGCGCGGCAGAUGGUGUGGGUGGAGUAGCAGGUGCAAAUGCCGAACCCGUGCUGCUGUCAGACACAGUGGGCACGUACCAGUUCUUGGCGCCAGAAUGCUGUUCCGGAGAAGCCUACGAUCCAUUCAAAGUGGACAUUUGGGCUGUCGGCAUCAUGUUCUACAUCUUCUUGUUUGGAAAACUGCCGUUCCGAUCCGAGGGCACACGCGCCCUGUUCGAAGAGAUCGCUCGUGCAGAGAUGCAACUGCCUGGCACAGCAGAGUCUGUCCGGGAGGCACCACUCAGUCACGAGUGCCAAGACUUGCUACAUCGGCUCCUGGAAAAGAAGCCUGAACAGCGGAUUACGAUUGCCGCUGCGCUUUGCCACCCGUGGUUCAUGGAUGGUGACGAACCGCUUUCGUUCUGA
Hyaloperonospora brassicae is the source of this 1203-nucleotide messenger RNA. NCBI's taxonomy places the organism in Eukaryota, Oomycota, Peronosporomycetes, Peronosporales, Peronosporaceae. The record is from the annotation of a GenBank genome assembly.